UAGUGUGAACGAGGCCAUCAUGUGGCCUUCAUCAAGAAAGUCGCAUCCGUCUUCAUACUUCUCGAUCUCACCUUCCACGUUGGUUUUCGUACUUCUCACCCCUUUGCUCCUCAUCUUCUUAAUACUAUGCAGUUUAGGCCCUCAAAAAUCCACGUUGUUACCGUCGUUUCCAUGGAAACCUCUAGAGCUAUUAAGCUCGUUUUCUAUGGGUUUGUCGACCGGCAAAGUUGGAGAUGAUCAUGACCGUAGCAACUUCAACGUGUCGAUCUCAUUGCAGGAUAAAAGACUAGAGUUGUCGAGUGCAGAAAGACGAGGAUUCUUGACGAGUGGAAUACACAGAAUUAGGUACGGCAGAUCAGAGAAGGUUGAGGCCAUUUUAGCUAAAGCACGAUAUUCCAUUAGAGAGGCUGCAAGAAAUAAUAACCGUAGCUUCAUCUCAUCAUCAUCAGGCAGUGACUAUGUGCCUCAGGGCCCUAUCUACUUUAAUGCUAAUGCGUUUUAUAGGAGCUACACAGAAAUGGAGAAAGUGUUCAAGAUUUACGUGUACGAAGAAGGGGAAGCUCCAAUAUUCCACGGCGGUCCGUGCCGGAGCAUAUACACGACGGAGGGAAGGUUCAUCCAUGAAAUGGAGAGGGGAGAGCUAUAUCGGACGAGGGAUGCCGAGGAAGCCCACGUCUACUUCAUGCCGUUCAGCGUGGUUGCGAUGGUGCAGUAUCUGUAUGAGCCUGGUGCAGUUGAUAUGGAUGCCAUGGGCAACACUUUGGCCGAUUAUGUGCAUACCAUUGCCCACAACCACCCCUUCUGGAACCGGAGUCUUGGGGCUGAUCACUUCAUGCUCUCUUGCCAUGAUUGGGGGCCUUACACAAGUUCAUAUGUGCCACUCCUAUUCAACAAUUCCAUAAGAGUCUUGUGCAAUGCCAAUACUUCUGAAGGCUUCAACCCUAUUAAAGAUGCAACCCUACCGGAAAUCAACCUCAAGUUUGGCGAAAUCACUGGUCUUUUAGGCGGCCCGCCGCCCUCGGAAAGGUCCAUUCUAGCCUUCUUUGCAGGGGGGCUGCAUGGCGACAUAAGGCACAUUCUAUUAGACCAUUGGAAAGAAAAAGACCCUGACAUACGAGUCUACGAGAAGCUCCCCCCCAACGUUUCGUACGAAGCAAUGCUGAAGAACAGUAAGUUCUGCCUUUGCCCUAGUGGAUAUGAAGUCGCCAGUCCACGAAUCGUGGAGGCUAUUUAUUCAGAGUGUGUGCCGGUCCUGAUAUCUGAUCACUACGUCCCCCCGUUCAGCGAUGUGUUGAACUGGAAAAAGUUCUCGAUCGUGGUGGGAGUCGAGGAUAUACCGAACAUUAAGACUAUCUUGAUGGGGAUUUCUAGGGCUAAGUACUUGAAAAUGCAGAUGAGAGUGAAGCAAGUGCAAAGGCAUUUUGUUUUAAAUGGAACUCCUAAGAGAUUUGAUCUUUUUCAUAUGAUUGUUCACUCCGUCUGGCUCAGGAGACUGAACCUCAGGCUACGUGCUUCGGUGUAGUGAAAAAUUUUGAUCAUAAUAGGUGAUCCAUGGACGAGAUGUAAGCGGAUCCAAAGGAAGGAUCAUAGCCGCUUAUUAUCAUGUGAUGUUUAUAUGUCAACGUCAAGAUCUCUGGUCCCAGUAGCUCCUAAAGAUGACUACUCUUGAUGAUAUGGGAUUUAUUGCUCUUGAAUUUGAUCUUCAGUUGUCAAUUUGUAGUAAAACUAGGGAUA
Molecule: messenger RNA, 1734 nt
Organism: Sesamum indicum (sesame)
Lineage: Eukaryota; Viridiplantae; Streptophyta; Magnoliopsida; Lamiales; Pedaliaceae
Product: putative glycosyltransferase At5g03795
Molecular function (GO): glycosyltransferase activity
Source: RefSeq, a predicted model, not a curated record